Pimephales promelas (fathead minnow) is the source of this 857-nucleotide messenger RNA. Its product is annotated as V-set domain-containing T-cell activation inhibitor 1. Lineage: Eukaryota; Metazoa; Chordata; Actinopteri; Cypriniformes; Leuciscidae. The record is from RefSeq and is a predicted model, not a curated record. Gene Ontology annotation, molecular function: signaling receptor binding. Gene Ontology annotation, cellular component: external side of plasma membrane. Gene Ontology annotation, biological process: regulation of cytokine production; T cell receptor signaling pathway.
ACCACGUGUUGCUACAAAAAAAAAAAAAAGAAAGAAAGAAAGAAGUGAUAUCAGUCUCAUUUUAAAGAUGUUUCUUUUAUGUUUCGCGUGGAUCGUCGGUGCUGCCUCUUUUAGGGUGAAUGUUCCUGACAAGUUUUUGGUGGUGAUCCGGGGUCGUCCAGCUGUACUGGGCUGUGAGUUCACACCAGAUCCUGACCUGUCCAGCCUUGUGCUUACCUGGCAACGGGACUCACGUGUUGUCCACAGCUUCUAUUAUCAACAGGACCAACUGGACCGCCAGAGUCCAGAAUACCAUAAUCGGACAUCAUUGUUUAUUUCAGAGAUUGGUAAAGGAAAUGCCACCCUUAGAAUAAAUUCAGUUGGACCUAAGGAUGUGGGUCAGUACCUGUGCUUUGUGAGCAAUGCUAAAGGGACGGGAAAAGCCCAGAUAGAGCUGGACUACGGGGCUCUUUACUCUGAGCCCAGGUUAAGCAUCCAUGUAAACUCCUCUGCGUUGACAGUGCAGUUUGAGACGGAGGGAUUCCCCAAACCUGAGGUGAUCUGGCUGGAUGAACAUGGCCAAAACCUGAACUAUCACCUGGAGCUCCACGCCCAGACAGAAGAUGGGCUUUAUUUAGUCAAGAGCAGCUAUGAGGCCCAGAAGCCGGUGGUUAAUAUCACAUUUACACUAAAGAACCACCUCCUGAACCAGAACCUUCAGAGACCCGUGUUCCUCGACUAUGUUUCAAUUGAGGCUGGAGGUAGAAGUUGGAAGACAGCAGCAAUAAUUUCUGUCAAUAAUAAGCGCCAUUCUUUUUGCUGUUGUGAUGUUUUUACUAUUUAAAAAAACAAUAAAACCCUAUAUUUGAACCUCGUCA